Molecule: messenger RNA, 573 nt
Organism: Liolophura sinensis
Lineage: Eukaryota; Metazoa; Mollusca; Polyplacophora; Chitonida; Chitonidae
Product: large ribosomal subunit protein uL14
Exons: 5
Coding region: 11-433 (140 amino acids)
Biological process (GO): translation
Cellular component (GO): cytosolic large ribosomal subunit; ribosome
Molecular function (GO): structural constituent of ribosome; large ribosomal subunit rRNA binding
Source: RefSeq, a predicted model, not a curated record
UCCAGCCAGAAUGUCGAAGAGAGGUCGUGGAGGUUCAGCUGGAGGGAAAUUCCGUAUUUCCUUGGCCCUUCCUGUGGGAGCCGUUAUCAAUUGUGCAGAUAACACAGGUGCAAAGAAUUUGUACAUCAUUGCUGUCAAUGGGAUCAAAGGUCGUUUGAACCGAAUGCCUGCAGCAGGCUCUGGAGACAUGGUGGUGGCAACAGUGAAGAAAGGAAAGCCAGAACUCCGGAAAAAGGUUAUGCCGGCAGUGGUGAUUCGACAAAGAAAACCGAUUAGAAGAAAAGAUGGGGUGUUUAUAUUUUUUGAGGACAAUGCAGGGGUCAUAGUCAACAAUAAAGGUGAAAUGAAAGGCUCGGCUAUUACAGGACCUGUAGCGAAAGAGUGUGCUGAUCUGUGGCCCCGUAUCGCAUCAAAUGCAAGCUCCAUUUCCUAACUCUGUACAUUGACGAAAGUAAAAAAAAAAAGUGAACGAAAACAAUUUUUUGUCUUUUUGCUGACCCUGUGCAUUUAGCUACAAAGGUUAUUCUAGAAGCCUUUUCAUCUACAUCUAGGUUUUACUGCUGGGAACCCUGG